CAGUCGCUUGUUCACAAAAAUAUUUUUCUCGUGUUUUCUCAUUAAAAAAUAAUGAAUCCAGAAAAUUAUUUCAAAUUGCUUCGUGCAAACAUUCCUGGAUUUGCUAACACUGACCUUCAAGACGUGCAUAAGCAAUUUAACACGCAAAAGGACGGCGCUUCCAAAAUACGAUUUUGUCUUAAUCAGUGCAAAGGAAAGGAUGUUUUUCUACCAGCAUCGGAGGUUUUGCACUCUAAAAGCGAUGCAGCUUCAACAUACGCCCGUAAUAAAGGAAACGAAUUUUUCAAAGCAAUGGAUUUCGUAUCAGCUAUGGAUUGGUAUAAUCGCAGCAUUUGCUUUGCUCCAGCUGACUCGGAGAAUGUGGGAAUGGGAUACGCCAACCGGUCUGCUAUUUUCCUUAGAUCCGGAUUCUACAAGUUUUGUUUGGAAAAUAUAGAACUUGCAUUGGACAACAAAUAUCCGACACACUUGCAUGAAAAGUUGGAAAAUCGUCGGAAGGAAUGUUUAGAACGCAUGAAAAAAUCUGAAGACAUGCUAGAAAAGUUUGAUUCUGAAUACAAUCCACCAAGUUUGUCGUAUAAACCGAAGAAAAAUAUUCCAUUUAUGAUUGACGAUCUCGAAUUUGAAGAAUCACCAGAAUUCGGUCACUUAAUUCGCACUAAACGUGAUUUGAAACCUGGUGACAUUUUGAUCAUUGAAAAGCCAUUUUUCAAGCAUGUCGUAAACGAUUUAGAAUUUAAACGAUGUGCAAAUUGCCUCAAACAGAACUACAUGAAUCUUUUUCCGUGUAGCCGGUGUACUAGAGCGAUGUUUUGUUCGAAAAAUUGUCAAAGUGAAGCUGACAAACGUUUUCACCAGUACGAAUGCAAGAUAAUUGACGGUAUUUUCUUCUUGAAUGAGCUGCAUUUAGGAACCCCAGUUGCAACGCCUAUCCGCAUUGCUUUGAAAGCCAUCACGUUGUUCGACAACCCACAAAAUUUACAAACAUUGAUUGAGCAAAGUGUGGACAAAAGUGAAUUAUUCCUUCUGGAUUUUAAUAACCUUACUGAAGAACUUCAAUUUCGAACAACUUAUGCACUUGCGACAAACGAAUCAAAAAGACGAAUAUUUGAAAUAUUCGAUUUUGCAGUAGAAUGUGCGAUUUUGUGGCAUUUACUUAAUCAAUUCACAGAUUUGCCUCUCCUAUUGAAAACCAAAGACUGCGAAGACCUCUUCCUCAACGUUUUAUACCACUUUUAUCUAAGUUCGAUCAUUAAUGGCCAAGCUCUGGGACAUGUAAUUGAUGGCGAGGAAUAUGGUGUUGCUGUUUUUCCAUUUUCUAGCAUUGUAAAUCAUUCAUGUAUUCCGAAUGUGGCGAAAAUUUUUGAUAACGACACGAUUAUCAUGUACGCACGACGUCCUAUCAAAGCAGGCGAUCAGCUUUUUGAUUCAUACGGCCAGCAUCUGCAUCAUGGACAUGCAAAAUUAGUAGAUCGCCAACGAAAACUUUUGAAUCAGUUUCAUAUUGAAUGUCAUUGUAGAGCUUGCCGUUUUGAUCUUCCAAUGUUGACGGAAAUGCUACCGGCAAGAGAUAAACAAUUUCUACAACAUAGUAUCCAGGACCUGAAAAGACUUAUGAAGUUUGAGAGUAAGGACGUUGCAAAGCAGAAUAUGAAGAAAUACAGACAAUGUAUUAUUGAUUACGAUAAGCGGUCUCCGUCUACAGAGCUUUACUGUUCAGAAGAUGUUUACAAUUACGCACUGUGGAAUUUGACAUUCGGAAGGCCUUUAUCUAUGCAGUUGAAACCUAUUUGAUUUGACACUAUGAACUAUUUAAAAUAAAGAACAUCUUUCUUUCAAGAAAAAAACUAACAAAAGUUUUUUUAAAUUUAGCUGAAUAAAUUUGUGUCAUUUAAUUUUGUAAAUUAUAAAAAGGACAUCAUCUCAAAAGAAACACUUCACCCAAUAAACCAUCAGUAAAUAAGAUUGAUUUCUUCCAGGAAAAAAAACGAGACAUCAAUUUGGACUGAUCUGGUCAUGAAAAUAUUAAAAAAAUUAAUAAAUGAAAAUUAUCACACAUUUAACGAGAGAUUUUGCGUUGAUGAUGUGAUGUGUG
Culicoides brevitarsis is the source of this 2095-nucleotide messenger RNA. Its product is annotated as SET and MYND domain-containing protein 4-like. Bases 52 to 1794 code for a protein of 580 amino acids. The transcript has 2 exons. The record is from RefSeq and is a predicted model, not a curated record. Gene Ontology annotation, molecular function: protein binding. NCBI's taxonomy places the organism in Eukaryota, Metazoa, Arthropoda, Insecta, Diptera, Ceratopogonidae.